AAAUAAACUAGGAAGGGCCGACUCCAGAGAGAGAGACGGUGAUUCCAAUCAAUGUUAAUAUUGAUAUUUGAUUGAAAUUUCGAUCAUAACUUUGUCUAUCGUUCGUUUCAUAGAAAAGUCCCAACCUAGGUUGGUAAGGGAAAGGGAAAGGGAAACAGGGAAAGGGAAAGUAGGGUAUAGAACUUUUUAGAAGAAGAAGGUAGUUACAAAUAUCAUAUAGAUACUACUACUUCAGUCUUCACAUAUGAUAUAGUUAUAUUUAUAUAGUUAUAGUUGUAGUUACAGUUGGUUGAAAGAGGAAGAGAAAGAAGAAGAAAGGGAAAAGAGGGUGUGGGUGUGGGUGUGGGUGUGGAUGAGAUGGUGAUGGAAAGGGAAGAAGAGGGCGGUCGAGUAUUUAAGGGAAGAGAAGAAUUUGGAUUGGGAUCCAAUACAUUUCAAGCUAUUCUAGCCCUCGGAAUAUGGUUGGGAGCUAUUCAUUUAAACAUAGCUAUAGUCCUCUUCACCUUCCUCGUCCUUCCUUUUUCCAAAGCUCUCUUGGUUUUGGGUUUGCUUGCUGUAUUAAUGUUCAUUCCCAUCGACGAACAAAGCAGACUUGGCCGACGUUUGUCCAGGUAUAUAUGUAAGCAUGCUUGUAGUUACUUCCCAGUGACUCUGCAUGUAGAGGAUAUUAACGCCUUCCAUCCCGAUCGCGCUUAUGUCUUCGGUUAUGAACCACAUUCAGUUUUGCCAAUUGGUGUUGUUGCGCUUGCUGACCUUACAGGUUUCAUGCCACUUCCAAAGAUAAAGGUCCUUGCCAGUAGCGCUGUCUUUUACACACCAUUUUUGAGGCACAUAUGGACAUGGUUGGGUCUUGCACCUGCAACAAAGAAAAACUUUAUCUCCCUUUUGAAAGCUGGAUAUAGUUGCAUUGUAGUGCCAGGGGGAGUGCAGGAGACAUCUCUUAUGGAGCAUGGUUCUGAGAUUGCCUUUCUUAAGACGAGAAGAGGAUUUGUUCGCAUAGCCAUGGAGAUGGGCCAUCCUCUGGUUCCAGUUUUCUGCUUUGGUCAGUCACACAUCUAUAAGUGGUGGAAGCCGGGUGGGAAGUUGUUCCUGCAAUUUUCUAGAGCUAUCAAGUUUACCCCAAUAUACUUCGGGGGAAUUUUAGGAUCUCCUGUACCAUUCAGACAUCCAAUGCAUGUGGUGGUGGGUAGACCAAUUGAGCUCAAGAAAAAUCCGCAUCCCACGAUGGAAGAGGUCAUUGAAGCUCAUAGUCAAUUCGUUAAAGCACUUCAAGAUCUCUUUGAGAAGCACAAAGCACAGAUUGGCUAUGCUGACCUUCAACUGAAAAUUCUUUGAUUAGAUCUUGAUUUGUAUACCAUAUGCUCCUCCAUUUCUAUUCAAUUAUUAUAUUUGUCAUAGUUGGGUGAACAGAAAAAUAAGGCAUGGCAGCAGUCUUUCCUGAACAUGAUCUCUAUUUAGCAAUAAAUCAAAUAUGAAUAGGCUUAAAUA
Quercus robur (English oak) is the source of this 1488-nucleotide messenger RNA. Its product is annotated as diacylglycerol O-acyltransferase 2D. Gene Ontology annotation, biological process: triglyceride biosynthetic process. The transcript has 9 exons. Gene Ontology annotation, cellular component: endoplasmic reticulum membrane. Gene Ontology annotation, molecular function: diacylglycerol O-acyltransferase activity. The record is from RefSeq and is a predicted model, not a curated record. The coding region runs from base 358 to 1335 and encodes 325 amino acids. NCBI's taxonomy places the organism in Eukaryota, Viridiplantae, Streptophyta, Magnoliopsida, Fagales, Fagaceae.